CUGUCAUUUCAUUUGUGUUGUGAUUUCCGUCCGGACCGCAGUACACCGAUCGCGAACUCCGUUUAAUUUAUUUUUACAUGUUACCCUGAGAAACAAAUCGGUUAAUUUUCGUUCGCCGACGUUUUACGUUCGUAUUAUGGACGAUAAAACGUCCCUCAAGGAACUAGACCAAUGGAUUGAGCAGCUGAACGAGUGCAAACAGUUGACCGAGAGCCAAGUGAAGUUCCUGUGCGACAAGGCAAAAGAAAUUUUGACUAAAGAGUCUAAUGUACAAGAAGUAAAAUGUCCGGUGACAGUAUGCGGGGAUGUGCACGGACAGUUCCACGACCUAAUGGAACUGUUUCGAAUAGGUGGAAAGUCCCCAGAUACAAAUUACCUGUUCAUGGGAGAUUAUGUUGAUCGUGGUUACUAUUCUGUUGAAACUGUUACAUUAUUGGUUGCAUUAAAGGUACGAUACCGUGAAAGAAUAACAAUUCUUAGAGGUAAUCAUGAAAGUCGACAGAUUACACAAGUGUAUGGCUUCUAUGACGAAUGCUUACGAAAGUAUGGUAAUGCGAACGUAUGGAAGUUUUUUACCGACCUGUUUGACUAUCUCCCAUUGACUGCACUUGUUGACGAACAGAUUUUCUGUCUUCACGGUGGGCUGUCUCCAUCCAUUGACACGCUAGAUCAUAUUAGAGCAUUAGAUCGUAUGCAAGAAGUCCCUCAUGAAGGUCCUAUGUGUGAUCUAUUAUGGUCAGACCCUGAUGAUCGUAUUGGUUGGGGUAUAUCACCUAGAGGGGCCGGUUAUACGUUCGGUCAAGAUAUUUCAGAAACAUUCAAUCAUUCGAAUGGUCUGACACUUGUUUCCAGAGCUCAUCAACUUGUGAUGGAAGGUUAUAAUUGGUGUCAUGAUCGUAAUGUAGUGACAAUAUUUUCGGCCCCUAAUUAUUGUUAUCGGUGUGGUAACCAAGCAGCUAUUAUGGAACUAGACGACGGCUUAAAAUACUCAUUUUUGCAAUUCGAUCCAGCACCAAGACGCGGCGAACCACACGUCACCCGUAGGACACCAGAUUAUUUCUUAUAAGCUAACAACACCAACUGUGUCUGGUAUCAGCCUACUUUACGGUAUGAUUAAAUAAUAAAUAUUUAUAUACUUAUACAUAUUAAUAUAAAUAUAUAUAUAUAUAUCGCCAAGUCUUAUCUAAGUAAUACAAUUUUAAUGAUAAUGUAAGAAAACUAAUUAAGAGCAAAAGUUAAACUGUAUUUUUGUUCUUUUUUUUACGCUGGCAUUUUUAUUAUUUUUUAUUUAUACUUUCAAGUAAACGGACAGGAUUAAUAAAUAUCUUUUAAAGAAAAAAAUCAAAAAUUAUUUCAGUUAUAUAUAUUAUACAAUUGUUUUUUUAAAUGCUGUGUGGCAUUUUUUUUCGACAUUAUUGGAGGAAACAUUUUACAUCUGUAUUCCUAACAAAUAAUUUCAUAGAAUAAUUAAAAAUAUUUACAUUCUAAUCUAACGUCAUUAAAAAAAUAUAUAUAUACGUGUAGUUUUUAACAUGAUUGUAAUCAUUUUUCCUGUUGUUUAUAAGUUAAGUAAAAAAAAAAUGAAAAUCAUAGGCAAAUAUUACAGUUUUAAAAUAUUUAUAUUUUAAAUUUGCGAGUAACUAAUUUGUACUUUACACAUAAAUUAGAAAUCAUGUUGUAAAAAUUAUAAUUAUUCUAACAAAAUGUGUAAGUAUAGAUUAUGAAAAAUUUUGAGUUGUAUAGUAGGAUGAGUAUAUCUUUUUUUUUCUUGUCUUUGUGAGCAAUCGAGAUUCGGAUUUAACACUCGGGUAUAAUUUGUCAAUAGACUUUUUAUUUUAAUCAAACCAUUUCUGUUUGUUCUUAAUUUAUUAUUAUUAUUAUUAUUAUUAUUAUUAUUAUUAUUUUAUAAAUUUAUUUAUUACAAUAAUUAUUAUAUCCAUUGCUAAAUCCGAAAUUGGUUAGCAUUUAAACAGCUUAUAAUGGGUUGUCAGUAUUUUUAAUUUCCAAUAUAUUUUUCCCUGUCAUAAUGAUUAAUUUACUAGGCCAUCAGGUCUUCUUCAAUUUGUAUAUUUCCAAAUUCAUAAAUUAUAGUAUAACAUUUAUCCUGGUGACUUUUUACCUUGUUUUGGACAGAAUAUAUUUUCUGUGUCCACUAUAGAACCAAUAUAACAUCCAGCACCUCAAAAUUGAUUCCAGAUUGAAAGCAUAUUGCUAUGAAAUUAGUAAGCUAAACAAAGUUGCAUCAAGUAUAUGGACAUAGAAAGAAUUUCACAAUAUUUUUUAUAAAAUAUGUAUAUUCAUAAGAUCGUAAUUUAAAUUACAAACCAUAUAUAACUUACUUUUAAUCAUAACUUAAUGAAUAAUAACUAAAGGAUUUUUUAACAAAGUCGUGAUUAUAUAAUUUGUAUUCUAAUUUUAUUUGUAAUCUAAUGAAAAUAUAGAUUUUCUUGUAUCAUUA
This is a messenger RNA of Metopolophium dirhodum (rose-grain aphid), 2458 nucleotides long. RefSeq names its product serine/threonine-protein phosphatase 2A catalytic subunit alpha isoform (gene mts). Lineage: Eukaryota; Metazoa; Arthropoda; Insecta; Hemiptera; Aphididae. The record is from RefSeq and is a predicted model, not a curated record. The coding region runs from base 137 to 1066 and encodes 309 amino acids. Gene Ontology annotation, molecular function: protein serine/threonine phosphatase activity. Gene Ontology annotation, biological process: peptidyl-serine dephosphorylation; mitotic cell cycle. The transcript is spliced from 6 exons. Gene Ontology annotation, cellular component: cytosol.